ACUGUGAGAAGCCACGAGUUGCUGAGUCAGUGAUGAGUAUUCAAAAGAGAUUCGCAGAGAUGCGGCAUGGCGCUGGCGCUUGCGCCAACCUUUGUUUACCUGUUCAUCAAUUUGUCCUUAUCCAUUCCCACCAACAACGCAAUUUGCAUUUCCCUUAUAAACCCCUUCAAAUCACAUUAUCAAUGCCCCCACUCCACUCCACCACCGCUUCAGAAAUGGUUAGAGUUGUUGGGGCUCCUAAAUUGAUCUGCGCCGCAUUGCCUCCCCAAUCCCUCGACCACCUCCUCAAUGGCAUGCAUCAGGCCAAAAUUCAGGGCGCCGAUGUCGUCCAAAUUGAACUCGAUUCCCUCUCCCAUUCCGACCUCACCAUCCUCCUCCGGAACAAGCCCAUUCCCGUCCUUCUCCUCUCCCGGCCGAAAUGGGAAGGUGAUGAAUGCAAAAGCAAUGAACAGGAUCAUCUACAGUCUCUGCUUUUGGCCAAAGAUUUAGGUGCUGAUUACAUUGACUUGGAACUCAAGGUAGCAUCUGCUCUCAUAAAAGAAGAUAAGUUCCAUCAGCUUAAAAGUAGUAAAAUUAUAGUCUCAACCUACCUGGAUAGCUUUACUGCUUUACUGGAAGAUCCCAGCCUUCUUGUUGCAGAGAUGAAAUCCACCGGGGCUGAUAUCAUUAAGUUUGUUUGGGAAGCAGCCAAUAUUACAGAGAUAUCAACUGCUUUUGACCUUCUGUCAAAUAGCCAGGUACCCAUGAUAGCUCACUGCACAGGAGAAAGAGGUCUAAUUAGUCAGCUGCUGAGUUUUAAGUUUGGUGGUGUUUUUGCAUAUGGAUCAGUUGAAGGAAAUACGAUUCCUGGUCUCCCCAGUGUAAAUAUCCUCAGACAAGCCUAUGGAGUGAAGAACACCAAUAUGGGUACUGAAGUUUUUGGGCUUAUCUCAAAACCCGUAAGUCACAGCAAGGGCCCUCUAUUGCACAAUCCCACAUUUAGACAUGCUGGUUACAAUGGAAUAUAUGUCCCAAUGUUUGUGGAUAAUCUAAAGGAAUUUUUCAGUGUCUACACAAGUCCUGAUUUUGCUGGUUACAGUGUCGGGAUCCCUUACAAGGAAGCAGUAAUUGAUUUCUGCGACGAAGUCCAUCCAGUUGCUCAGUCAAUUGGCGCUGUUAAUACUAUUGUAAGGAGGCGUGAUGAUGGAAAGCUAGUCGGGUAUAACACAGAUUGUGAGGCUGCUAUUGUAGCAAUCGAAGAUGCUUUAAAGCGUAGGGACGGGCUGAAUGGGAAGAAUGGUCCUCUUUCUCCAAUCACAGGGAAGCAGUUUGUUCUCGUGGGAGCCGGGGGUGCAGGAAGAGCACUUGCGUUUGGAGCUAAAAUAAGGGGUGCUAAAGUGGUUGUGUUUGACAUUGAUUUCGGAAGGGCAAAAUCUCUAGCUGCUGCAGUAUCUGCCGAUGCUCUUCCGUUUGAUGAUUUACUCACUUUCCGGCCGGAGAAGGAUGCAAUCCUUGCGAACGCAACUCCUUUAGGCAUGAAUCCACAUGUGGAGCGGCGGAUUCCUGUGCUGGAGGAAACCUUGAGAGAUUACAAGCUCGUCUUCGAUGCAGUAUACAACCCUAGGAAGACUAGACUAUUAAAAGAAGCCGAGGCUGCUGGGGCCGUCAUUGUUAGUGGAGUUGAAAUGUUUCUCGGUCAGGCUGCUGCACAGUUCAGUCUCUUUACAGGCCAAAAAGCACCAGAAGAAUUCAUGAGAGAAAUUGUUAUGGAAAAAUUCUGAAACUAAGUGGAUUGUAGCAACUUCUUCUAAUUUAUGAGGUUUCUACUCAAAUAUUAGAGUAACUCAAGUUUAAGAGUUGAAACCACAGGAGAAAAAAUGGUCAAAAAACAUUCAUUCAUUAAAGAAAGGUGGAUUGGUUGGUGUUGUAUUGUAAGCUAUGUUUGUGGAAUUAGUGAUUUAUUCAUGUUAUUACUCAGAGACAUGAUGCAAGUCAUGACUCACGAGGACCACAUUAUUUUAAUGGUUUAUUUAUGGAAAUAUAUAUUGUUGAUUUUCAAGCAAA
Messenger RNA from Salvia hispanica, 2043 nucleotides. Its product is annotated as bifunctional 3-dehydroquinate dehydratase/shikimate dehydrogenase, chloroplastic-like. Gene Ontology annotation, molecular function: 3-dehydroquinate dehydratase activity; shikimate 3-dehydrogenase (NADP+) activity. Gene Ontology annotation, biological process: chorismate biosynthetic process; shikimate metabolic process. The record is from RefSeq and is a predicted model, not a curated record. Lineage: Eukaryota; Viridiplantae; Streptophyta; Magnoliopsida; Lamiales; Lamiaceae.